This is a messenger RNA of Hibiscus syriacus, 1968 nucleotides long. Its product is annotated as protein WHAT'S THIS FACTOR 1 homolog, chloroplastic-like. The transcript has a single exon. Gene Ontology annotation, molecular function: RNA binding. The record is from RefSeq and is a predicted model, not a curated record. Lineage: Eukaryota; Viridiplantae; Streptophyta; Magnoliopsida; Malvales; Malvaceae. Bases 260 to 1651 code for a protein of 463 amino acids.
UUCCUCGGACGAAUUAAUGAUAACCGCUGCUGCCUCCGCAACAUUUUGAUCGCCGCCGUCGGUUAUCUGUUCCGACGUACCUAUCUGCUGCCUUCGCCGCCGUGUCUCAAUCCCUCUAGCUUGACUUGGUCCAUUCCCAUUUUUUCUAUUUAUUCAGUCAUAAAACAAUGUGAAAGAAAACCCGCCAAUUCCUCACUGACUUAUUUUUGUAGUCAGACCAUACUCCCGGUAAGCUUGAAAAAGCAAUAAGGCUUAAGAAAUGGCCAUCCAGUUUAUUAUAAACCAAGUGUUAUUGGAUAAAUUCGUCAAUAUCCAGCGGCUACAUUCAACCCACCACCAAGUGUUUGACCUUUUGUCCCUGAGAAGAAGCUGUUACCAACAAACCUUAUUUGGGUGGUUUCAAAUCAGACCAAUGACUUCCAGUAGACGAGUCCAAGACCGUAGCAAGUACAAACGAAUUCACCAUCUCGAAAUUGUAAAAGAGAAAUGGAAAAUAUUGUCAAAGGUUUUGUUUUUGAUGGAAGUUAUAAAGAAAGAAACCGAGAUGGUUAUCCCCGUGAGGUCUUUGUAUCAAUACAGGAAGCAAAUUAAUAUACCGAAACCCCAUAAAAUAACCGAUUUCAUCGAGAAAUGUCCCAAGUUGUUCGAAUUAUAUAAGGAUCAAAGGGGAACCCUAUGGUGUGGAAUGACUAAAGAAGCUGAGGAUUUGAUGGAAGAAGAGGAAAUGUUGGUUGAGGAACAAUCGAUCAAAGGUGUAGAGUAUGUUACUAGGAUUCUAAUGAUGUCGGUCGAUAAACGGAUUCAGUUAGAUAAGAUUUCUCAUUUUAGGAGAGAUUUUGGUUUGCCAAUUGAUUUUAGGAACAAGUGGGUGAAUCAGUAUCCACAACAUUUUAGAGUUGUAAAAUCUAAAGAUGGAGUUGAGAUUUUGGAGCUUGUAAAUUGGAAUCCUGCUUGGGCUAUUACAGAGUUGGAGAAGAAAGCAUUGGGUUUGAACGAUGGGAUUGGACGUGAACCGGGUGUGCUUUCAUUGUCUUUUCCUUUGAAAUUCCCUUCUAACUACAAGAAGGUGUAUAGAUAUGGAGGGAAGAUCGAUCAUUUUCAGAAAAGGUCUUAUUUUUCUCCCUAUGCAGAUGCUAGGGAGCUGAAAGCAGGGUCGUUGGAAUUUGAUAAGAGAGCGGUUGCUAUUAUGCAUGAGUUACUUAGCUUUAGUAUCGAAAAGAGAUUGGUGACUGACCAUCUCACUCAUUUCCGACGGGAGCUUGUGAUGCCACAGAAGUUGAUGAGGCUUCUUUUGAAGCAUUUUGGCAUCUUUUAUGUUUCUGAAAGGGGGAAGAGAUUUAGUGUUUUCUUGACUGAAGCUUAUGAAGGUUCGGAGCUGAUUGAGAAAUGCCCGUUGGUGGUAUGGAAGGACAAGGUCUUGAGCUUUGUCGGUUAUAGAGGAAAGAAGAAAAAGAUCCCUACUUUCAGUGACCUGUCAGACAUGGAGGAAAGGGAUCUAAUUGAGGGUGAUACUGAGAUUGAGAAUAUAUGUGCGGAUUUUGAGGAAGAGGAAAUCAUGGAUAGUUUAGAGGUUGUUUCACUAAGUAAUGAUGAUGAGUUGGAGAUUUCUCAUGUUGGCAAUGAAUACAGAGCCACCAAUGAUACAACUUGAGGUUAUUUUCUUUUGCACAUUUAGUUAUGUUUGAUAGUCCAAAGUUGUCAUUACUUUAAAUGAAGAAAAUUUAAGCAAAGCUUAUUGAAAUCUUGGUAACUGUUUGCAAGUGUUUUACUCUCUGGUCUUUUAGCUGUUAUCUUGCAACCAUAAAUUACAUGUCGAAAAUGAGCUAACAGCUUAGUAAGUUGAUAUGCAUUUGAUGUAAAAAAUGUGAAGAUCUCACAGUUCAAGUCCUGGGCCCUUUAAGCUCUCUUCUCUUCUGAGCUCAUGAUUUGCGAGCUUCCUGUGACUGAAACUGAUUGGUGGUUCUUGGU